GUGCAACCGUAUUUCAGCACGAUGUAGCGGCGUCCUUGUUCUUUUGGUUUGAUUGCCGUCCACACACACGGAACAAGCUGACGAUUUUGACCCUCCUCGCUUAGCGUCGUCGGAGGCACGCAGCUCAAAAGAGCCGUGUCCUAUUUACCCAUUCAUAUCUGUCGAUCCGAGUACACGUCUUCAUGUUGUGCCUACGAACGUACAACAGUAGACUUUUCAAGUGGACUUCGGAUAUCCAGUGUUAUUCUUGCUUCAUGGAAGGACACGCCGAAUCCAAAAUUCAACUGAUUCGUCGACAUAUCCAUGCAUUUCCGGACUUUCCCAAGAAGGGCAUCUUCUUUAGAGAUAUAUGUCCCAUCCUGAAAGAUCCAAGUGCCUUAACAGCAGUUAUUGACCUGUUUGAAGAGCAUGUGAAAAACGAAAAUUGGGAGGUCGAUCUGAUUGUAGGUUUAGAUGCUCGUGGGUUCCUGUUUGGGCCGCUUCUUGCCCAGCGGCUGGGAGUUGGUUUUGUCAUGGUCAGGAAGAAAGGAAAACUGCCAGGAGCCACUGUGUGUGUGGCAUACGAUUUGGAAUAUGGGAAGGCAGAAGCAGAAAUCCAAGAGGAUGCAGUGACACCAGGGCAGAAAGUAGUGCUUCUUGAUGACCUUCUUGCAACUGGAGGUACUCUGUUUGCAGCAUGCGAACUAAUGAAGAAACAAGAUGCAGAAAUUCAAGGCUGCAUGGUGGUUAUUGAACUGACAGAACUGAAAGGUAUUGACAGACUGAAACCACACAACGUAUUCUCUCUGGUUCAGUACUGACGACGAUUGUAUUCUUUCUGUAAUAAAUUACACAGCUGUCAGGUUUUUUGAACACAUUUUACCACACCAAAGAAAAAUUGACCCUCUUCAACCUGUACUGUCAUCUACUGUAUAAUUUAGGAAUUAAUUCUAAAGUGUUUUUCAAUUCUUUGUUAAUGAUUGUCAUGUGUUGUUGUCUUAAUUAGCUAUUAAAAAAAACUUUUUGUUAUGCACAUUAGGGAACACGGUGAAAUUAAAGAGGAAAAAAUGUAUUCACAAUUGCCAUUGAGAAUUUUAGUGUGUCACUAAAAUGGUUAACUUAAAAUACAGCCUCAAAAUUUUGCAAAUGUGUCAUAGUCGGUGUAUCUAAAGAUUCCUUCAAGUGUAUGAUACUGUAUUUCCUUGUCAGAAGAGUUCCUCCACAGUUUUGAUCAGGCAAAUAUGACUGCUUGUUUUAUUUGUUUAUAAGUCCCUUAGCACAGUAAUGCACAGUAAUGCACAGUAAUGAUUAAGAAACAGAUUUAUUUUUUACUUCAAAACAAAACUGUAAAGCAGUGGAACCCUGCAUGUUGUUUUUUGCUAUCCUUCAUUUUUGUGGUCAAAUACUGUAACAGUCUGUAUGAAUAUACUUUGGUAGAACACUUCUGAGGUUACAGUAAUAAAAAUGUCACGCUAUAGA
Phyllopteryx taeniolatus (common seadragon) is the source of this 1458-nucleotide messenger RNA. RefSeq names its product adenine phosphoribosyltransferase (gene aprt). The transcript has 5 exons. Gene Ontology annotation, biological process: adenine salvage; AMP salvage. Bases 183 to 800 code for a protein of 205 amino acids. The record is from RefSeq and is a predicted model, not a curated record. Gene Ontology annotation, cellular component: cytoplasm. Gene Ontology annotation, molecular function: adenine binding; AMP binding; adenine phosphoribosyltransferase activity. NCBI's taxonomy places the organism in Eukaryota, Metazoa, Chordata, Actinopteri, Syngnathiformes, Syngnathidae.